Messenger RNA from Girardinichthys multiradiatus, 2040 nucleotides. RefSeq names its product NOP2/Sun RNA methyltransferase 6 (gene nsun6). Lineage: Eukaryota; Metazoa; Chordata; Actinopteri; Cyprinodontiformes; Goodeidae. Gene Ontology annotation, molecular function: RNA binding; methyltransferase activity. The record is from RefSeq and is a predicted model, not a curated record. The transcript has 12 exons. Gene Ontology annotation, biological process: RNA methylation. The coding region runs from base 63 to 1451 and encodes 462 amino acids.
CUUUCCUAGUGACGUAUGCGGAAGUAGUAGCCAUAACAACCGGAUCAGAUCCAUGCUGAGAAAUGUCAGCGAUUCCAAGAAUUUCCCUGAAGGCCGAAGUGACAGAACAUCUAAGAAGUGUCUUCUUAAACAAAGAGGUGUUGGCAGCUGUGGGUCUCCAGGAGGCAGAGCUUCGUUUCCAGAAGCUGCUCACAUGUUUGUCCCACCCGCCUUCGUACACGUGUGUGCGAGCCAGCACUCACCUGGCUCCUCUAGAGGGCAUCAGGCUUAGGCUAGAGGAGGAGCUGAAGAAGCAGCAAAAGUGGAUCUCAUCACCAGAGCAACCGUCUGUCCACGUUGCUCCACACCCGCGAAUCACAGAUGUGUUGCUUCUUCCUGUUGACGGCCCAAGACAAGUGGAGCAGCUGAGCUCCGAGGUGGUGGUGGGCGCCCAAUGCGGCAGUGCUGUUCUUAGAGGAGCUCAUGUCUUUGCCCCAGGGAUCAUCGCCAGCCCCAAGUACAUGAAGGCGGGAGACAUGGUGUCCGUCUUCUCCGAUUUAGAGGGAAGGUGCACUCGAGGAGCGACGAGCUUCCAGGGAAACAAGGUGUUUGUGGGGAAUGGAGUGGCCGAGAUGGAUCGCUCGGCCAUCUUCGCUACAGAAACCCCUGCUAGAGGUGUAGGUGUUCAGAUGGUGGAUCCACUUUAUCAGAGUCCCUCCUUCGAUGGUGUUCUGCCCAGUUUGGUGUUCCUACAGAACCUUCCCUCUGUGGUCGUGGGGCACGUGCUCGCGCCCCGACCUGGAGAAUGGAUCUUGGAUAUGUGUGCCGCCCCUGGAGGGAAGACCUGCCAUAUCGCUGCUCUCAUGGGGGAUAAGGGAGAAGUUGUGGCCUUGGACAGAAUCCAAAACAAGAUCGACCGCAUUCGUCAGAAUGCACAAAUGCUGAGUUUGCAGAGCAUCAAAGCUUACUGCUUCAACAGCACGCAGGCUGUAAGUGACGAGCCAAAGCAGGAAGCUAAAGGACCUCCAUUUCCCCCGGAGAGUUUCGACCGGGUUCUGCUGGAUGCUCCCUGCAGCGGACUGGGUCAGCGGCCCAACAUGGCCAGCACCUGGAGCCUGAAGGAGAUCUGCUCCUACCCGCCACUGCAGCGCAAGUUGUUUCAAGCUGCUGUACGGUUGUUGAAGAAAGGUGGAGUUUUGGUCUACAGCACCUGCACCGUGACUCUAGCAGAGAACGAGGAGCAAGUAGCCUGGGCUCUCAAUACCUUCCCCUGCCUCACUCUGCAGCCACAGGAACCUCACAUUGGUGCAGAGGGCAUGCUGGGAGCCGGACUCUCACCUGAGCAACUAUGCCUCCUCCAGAGAUUUAGCCCUGAAGUGAACUGGGACCAGAUCGAAACGACGGCCCCCCUCGCCUUCAGGGCCGACAGGGACACCAUCGGCUUCUUUAUCGCCAAGUUUCUGAAAACCUGACCGGAGGAUGUGUUUCCUCACAUCCAGACAGGGGAACUGUGUUGUUUGCACUGUGUGUAGGUUGAUGGGGCAUAUAAACUGGGCAAGCUCGCUCUAGUUUACAGCGUCUGCCUCUUAACAGCUGCUCUCUAAAACUGCGGGCCAUAUAGGGAUAAGCUUUAAAAACACAGAGAGCAGGAGAGGGAGGUAAGCUGAGGGCGCAUUAGCAAAUGCAGCAGCAGCAGCGCUACGGUUGUCAUAACAACAGUGACGACACAGCUGCCAUGGUGACGGUGGAUUCACUGGAUUCAGGAAGUAGCAUGCAGAAAGAGGUCACAAGUGGUAUUAACAAUUCAUUGGUGCUUCAGCCAACCGGGACUUCUAAUUAGUCCGUCUGAUGCUGGAGUCUGCAGAGAGAAGUUACUUUUUGUUCACUUGUCGCAUCUCUCAGUGCACAUUGUCAUCUGAUGACAAAUCACCUCAAUAUUCAUUUGGUUUUUAUAAACAGCAUGAAGAUUUUCAGCACUGAGAUACUGAAGUUGCAAGUAUUUUUUUUUUAUUGCAAUAAAAUAUUCCCACAUAAAAAAUAAAAAAAUUUUUUUUCUCUUUA